AUGCCCGCCACCUACAAGCCAUCGCCCCUGAUAUUUGCAUAUUUCUCGGCGCUGAUAAUUGGCUGCGCGUGGGGUCAGAGGGGGGCGUGUCCACGCGACGGAAAGCAUAAGGCCACGCCCAGUCCGGAGCCCCAACUGACCGAGUGCAGACUGUAUGCUGACAAUGCCUGCUGCACUGUUGAUGAUCUCCAGGAUUUGGUAGCACCCUCUGUCCCUGGUGUGGAGAGUGGAUUUUGGGACAGAUGCGGAGCUCUCAGUCCCCCGUGUGAGGGCUUCCUAAAGCGCGUGGCCUGCUUCCAGCGUUGCUCCCCGGACGCGGUGCACUGGACAUCCCCACGGCAUUCGACCACUGCCCAGGCUGUGCCUCUGUGCCACAGCUUCUGCAGGGAAUGGUAUGAGGCUUGCAAAACAGACCUGACAUGUGCACGCAACUGGAUGAUUGACUGGAAGGGGAGAAACUGUACAGGGAACUGUGUGCCAUACCGACAGAUGUACCAGCACGAGAGGGAUCUCUGUGAAAGCCUGUGGGGAGAUCACUUUGUGACUAUGGUGGAUGAGGAGGGUGACCAGUGGAAGGGGCGAACCUGUGGCUGCCUGACCUUAAGCCCUUCUGACAGGGAGGUGGUGGCAGCCCACCAGGCCCAGGAGCAGGACCUGGAGCUGGACACCACCAAGGCAGGCUUACCACAGUACCGAGACCCACAUGAUGCACAAAGGCAAAUCGAAGCAGCUCUGCUGGUAGCACACAACCGCAUGGCCCCGGACAACAUGGCCAUGGACACACAACCCGCAGCCUGUGCGGAUGGCACUGACGGCAGCGGCAGCGGGUUCUAA
This is a messenger RNA of Scleropages formosus (Asian bonytongue), 834 nucleotides long. RefSeq names its product riboflavin-binding protein-like. The transcript is spliced from 5 exons. The record is from RefSeq and is a predicted model, not a curated record. NCBI's taxonomy places the organism in Eukaryota, Metazoa, Chordata, Actinopteri, Osteoglossiformes, Osteoglossidae. The coding region runs from base 1 to 834 and encodes 277 amino acids. Gene Ontology annotation, molecular function: riboflavin binding; riboflavin transmembrane transporter activity; signaling receptor activity. Gene Ontology annotation, cellular component: external side of plasma membrane.